Messenger RNA from Tribolium madens (black flour beetle), 1123 nucleotides. Its product is annotated as alpha-tocopherol transfer protein-like. The transcript has 5 exons. The record is from RefSeq and is a predicted model, not a curated record. Bases 126 to 1004 code for a protein of 292 amino acids. Gene Ontology annotation, cellular component: membrane. NCBI's taxonomy places the organism in Eukaryota, Metazoa, Arthropoda, Insecta, Coleoptera, Tenebrionidae. Gene Ontology annotation, molecular function: phosphatidylinositol bisphosphate binding.
UGCUUUAACGCAUAAUUGCUUUUAAACCAGUAGAAAGUUGUUUCUGAUGGGAAAGUGGGGCAGCAAAUACAAGUAACUACUUUGUAUCUUCUCUCGCAGAAAACAAUUUGUUGUAGUGCACUAAAAUGCCUCCGCAAGAAAUCGCCACAAACCAAAAAGAAGACAUCGGAAAAAUCCGAGAAUGGCUCACCAAGCAGCCCCAUCUCCCCCAAAACAUCGAUGACGUGUUGAUUUUGAGAUUUUUGCACACUUGUAACUACAGUUUGGAACAGACGAAACAAUUGAUUGAUUUAUUUUACACUGUGAGGUCGCAAGCGCCUGAAAUUUUCGGUAACAGAGACCCGACAGACGCCGGAUCGCAGGAAAUAUUCAAAAUCAUUGAUUUAGUGCCGUUACCCAAGCCAACGAAGGACAACUGUAAAUUGUUUAUUUAUCGGCUUGCCGACUCCGACCCUGACAAAUACAAUUUCGUCGAUUCGCUGCGAACUUUUUUCAUGAUUGCCGACACUCGCAUGGUGCUGGAAACGGAAUUUCAUAGCGGGGAAAUCCCGAUUUUUGACAUGGAAGGCUUCUCUUUGAGACACUUGACGAAAAUCACACUGCCAGUCCUCAAAAAAUACAUGCUUUACACCCAAGAAGCUCAUCCCAUCCGAUUGAAACAAAUCCACAUUCUUAAUAUUCCUCCGUUUCUGGACCGCUGUUUGGCUCUUCUCAAACCUUUCAUGAAGAGCGAAGUCGCAUCAAUGCUACACUUUCACCUUCCUAAUUCCGAAACUUUAUUCGACUACGUUUCCAGAGACGUUUUACCGGUCGAAUACGGUGGAAACGUCGGCAAGCUUUCGGAAAUGAAAAACGAGUGGGUGAAAAAAGUCUUGGCAAAAAAGGAGUAUUUUGCUGAUGAAUCUAGAUGGAAAGUUGAUGAGUCGAAAAGACCCGCUCAGAAUCAGAACGGAAAGCAAUUGUUCGGAAUGCAAGGUUCAUUUCGAUCAUUAAGUAUCGACUAAGGACGGAAAUUCCGAUUUCAAGGAAAUUAUUUACGCAAUUGUGAUAUUUUCUAAGGAACUAAUGACUCAUUUCUGUAAUUAUCACAGGUCUUUAAUAAAUCACCGGUAAUUGUUUCAAA